CAUAACAAUCGCAAUAUGUACAAAUAAAAUAAACAACUAACGAAAUAUAGAAUUAUUAUUUUAAUUUCCUUAUAUUACAAUUUUAACAGAUUUUUCUGUAAAAAUAAAAAACAAAACCGGACAAAGAUGCGAUACGGACAAAUUGUAAUGGGUCCUGCAGGAAGUGGCAAAUCAACUUACUGUUCCAUGAUUCAGAGGCAUGCACAGGAUUCAAAACGUGUUAUUGAAGUUGUAAACUUAGACCCAGCUGCAGAGAAUUUCGAUUAUACUCCUUUGGCAGAUAUUCGCGAUUUAAUACAACUAGACGAUGCAAUGGAAGAUGAAGAAUUGCACUUAGGGCCAAACGGUGGUUUGGUGUUUUGUUUAGAAUAUUUAAUUGAAAACCAGAAUUGGUUGAAAGAUCAAUUAUGUGGAGGAUCUGAUGAAGAUAUUGAUGCUGACCCCGAUGAUGAUUAUAUUUUAUUUGAUAUGCCAGGUCAAAUAGAGCUUUAUACACAUUUGAAUAUGGGUAAACAAUUAGUUGAGCUUCUCCAGUCUUGGAAUUUUCGUAUAUGUACUGUAUUUUUGGUUGAUUCACAAUUUAUGAUUGAUGGUGCGAAAUUUAUAUCUGGGACAAUGGCUGCUUUGAGCGUAAUGAUAAAUUUAGAAGCUCCACAUGUAAACGUGUUGACAAAAAUGGAUCUUUUAAGCAAAAGUGCUAGAAAUCAAUUAGAUAAAUACUUAGAGCCUGACCCAAAAGCCUUGUUGGGAGAAAUAACUAAAGAAUCGGCAUGGGGUCGAAGACAUAGAAAAUUAUCAGAAGCUAUUGGAAAUUUAAUAGAAGAUUUCAGUUUGGUCCGUUUUAUACCGCUUAACAUGAAUGAUGAAGAAACUGUAGAUGAUUUACUGUUACAAAUUGAUAACGUAAUACAAUAUGGAGAAGAUGGAGAUGUAAAAAUUCAAGAUUUUGACCCGGUUGAGGAAAAUGAAAACGAAGAAAAUGAUUAACUU
Condylostylus longicornis is the source of this 990-nucleotide messenger RNA. Its product is annotated as GPN-loop GTPase 3. NCBI's taxonomy places the organism in Eukaryota, Metazoa, Arthropoda, Insecta, Diptera, Dolichopodidae. The transcript is spliced from 4 exons. The record is from RefSeq and is a predicted model, not a curated record. Gene Ontology annotation, molecular function: GTPase activity. The coding region runs from base 127 to 987 and encodes 286 amino acids.